UGAUUUCUCCGUGCCAGCAGACAACUAGAAAAAAGAAAACGGUGACGCGUUGAACUAGAAAACAAGAAAACCGAGGAAGAGCACAAGAAAACGCAACGCAUCGCAAACAAAAGAAUCAAACGCUGUGAAGCGGCCUAAAUAACAAAAUACACACAUAGAAAAAAUAAAUAAAUUUCCCUAAUUUGCUGCAAUUGUGGGCGUCAUUACAAGCGCUCAUUUAUUUGUUAGUGCGUUAUUGUGUGUGUGCUUGUGUGGGUGUGGGUGACUUAAUACUUUAAGCAGUUGUCAUUUGGACAGCUGAAUGCGAUGAGCAUCAGCACAGAUCAGGAGACCGCUCCAAUAGCGGCCCCGCGAAAUGGCAGCACCUCGAAUAUGUUUCGCAGCUUUGGUUCGCUCUUCGGCGCUGGCGGCGGAUCAGAAGUCGCCCGACCACCGACGCCACAAUCGAGCGAUGGUUAUGUAGAGUUUGGCAUGCAGGAUCCGGAACGCAGCGGACGCACUCUGGGCACAUUUGCGGGCGUCUUCAGUCCGGUGGCGCUGUCCAUGUUCAGUGGCCUUGUCUUCAUACGUGUCGGUUAUAUCAUUGGCAAUGCGGGUCUAUAUGUGACCCUGCUGCAGUUUAUCAUCGCCUAUGCAAUUCUGCUGUUUACGGUUGCUUCGGUUUGUGCCAUUUCCACCAAUGGCGCAAUUGAAGGCGGCGGCGUCUAUUUCAUGAUAAGUCGCACAUUGGGCCUGGAAUUUGGUGGCUCCAUUGGCACGCUCUUCUUUUUUGCAAAUGUAGUGGGCAGUGCCAUGGCCAUCUCGGGCUGCACGGAAGGCAUCAUGGAUGACUUUGGACCGGGUGGCCUGUUUGCGAGCACAGACGGUCUGCCGGAUGGGAAGUGGUUUCGGUUUUUCGUUAGCAGCAUGAUCAAUACGUCCAUGUUGUUGGUCUGUUUGGUGGGUGCCGCCCUCUUUGCCAAGACGUCAGUGCUUAUUUUGGGAACUGUGACCGUUUGUCUAUUGGCAACGUUUAUCAGCUUUUUGGCAGUUGGCGCCACCGAUCAUACGAUCCUUGUGCCGUUAGCGAACACAAUCUACAAUAAAAGCAAUGAUUCAGUGAUUGCAUAUCUACCUUAUACGGGACUCAAUGCGACAACCUUGAGAGAUAACCUGGGCUCCCACUACGGACCGGAUUAUACAGCAAAUGGCAAAUUUGCGGACUUCUCAACCACAUUUGGUGUGCUAUUCGCGGGCGUUACGGGCAUUAUGGCCGGUGCGAAUAUGUCCGGUGAGCUGAAGAGCCCCUCGAAGAGUAUACCAUGGGGUACACUGUCCGCCGUCGGCUUCACCUUUGUCGCCUACGUCAUAUUGUCGUUCCUGAUGAGCUGCACGACGCCGUCGGUGACGAUGCGCAAUAGUUAUCUAUUCCUGAUGCCCGUCAAUCUCUGGCCACCAUUUACCGCUAUUGGCAUUUUGACGGCCACCUUUUCAACGGGCUUGAGCAAUCUGAUUGGCUCCAGUCGUAUUUUGGAGGCUCUCAGCAAGGAUCAGGUCUUUGGUCCACUGCUUAACUUUGUGCUUCGUGGCACCUGGAAGGGUAAUCCCAUUUGUGCUGUCGUCAUCAGUUGGGUGCUCGUCGAGUGUAUUUUGUUGAUUGGCUCGUUCAAUCUCAUUGCCCAGAUCAAUUCGGUGCUGUUUAUGCUCUCCUAUUUGGCCACUAAUCUUGCGUGUUUGGGCAUUGAGCUGACGGGUGCUCCCAAUUUUCGGCCACUGUUCAAAUACUUCACGUGGCACACGUGUCUCAUUGGUCUGCUGGGCACGCUUAUCAUGAUGUUUGUCAUCAAUCCAAUCUACGCAUCCUCAAGCAUUAUAUUGUGCCUGAUCCUGGUCAUUGCACUGCACCUCUUCUCUCCAGCUACGCAUUCGGCGCAGUGGGGCUCCAUUUCCCAGGCGUUGAUGUUUCAUCAGGUGCGCAAAUACUUGCUUAUGUUGGAUCCACGCAAGGAUCACGUCAAAUUUUGGCGUCCACAAAUUCUGCUAUUGGUCUCCUCGCCACGUUCCUGCUGUCCACUGGUCGACUUUGUCAACGAUCUGAAGAAGAGCGGCCUCUACAUCAUUGGCCACGUCAAGCUGGGCGACUUCAGUGGCGCCGAGGAUGCCGUCGAUACCCAGCCGUGGUGGUUAUUCCUCGAUCACAUGCGUGUCAAGGCUUUCACCGAGGUUACCAUCAGUCGCAGCAUACGCGAGGGUGUUCAUCAUUUGAUUCGUUUGUCUGGUAUCGGUGCGAUGAAGCCAAACACGAUUAUUUUGGGCUUCUAUGAUAACGAGGCGCCCAAGGAUUUCUUUCAAAAUGGCACAUCGCCCUAUAAAACGGAUGGCUUUAACGAGGGUGAAACCCAUAACUUUCCCAUACGUCACGAUGGCGAAACGAAACAUUUUGAGGUGCAGGAAUAUGUGCAUAUCCUUUGCGAUACGCUGCGCAUGAAGAAGAAUCUGUGCCUGUGCCGCAACUUCCAGCGCCUGGACAAGAACUUUAUAGCCAUAAGCAAGCAUGUAAAGUAUAUUGAUGUUUGGCCCAUCAACGUAUUCAAUCCCACGUCGGGUGAUCCCUUCGAUGUGGUCUCCUUGUUCAUGAUGCAAUUGGCUGUGAUUAUGUUGGCCAAAUGGAAACACUUGCGUGUGCGCAUCUUUCUGUGCGAGACAAAUGAGUCGCGCACCAUAAGCACCUUCGAUACGCAUGCACCACAAAUGGACGUGUUCUCCAAGUUGAAGCUGGAGCAAUCGCUAAAGGAGCUGCGCAUCAAGGCGGACAUUUUGGAGAUACAGGAAUGGAGUCGAGAUACGGAAUUCACGCAACAAGCACGCAUACUCAAACAGUUUACGGCCCAAGCGGACGAUGCGUUGCUGGACGAUGGCGAUGAAAUCGCUGAGGAUAAAUUCAAUCGUUCGCUGCUCUACAUGCAGCGUGUGAAUCAAAUAAUACGCGAUCGUUCCGAUCAAACGGCCUUAUCCUUCAUCUAUUUGGCGGCGCCACCGAAACCCACAUUGCCGGACUUUAACGAUCGCAGCGCCAACUAUGUGGAGCUACUUACCGAAUUAACCGCCGAUCUGCCGCCAACGAUUCUGGUGCAUGGCGUUAGCACAGUGACGUCGACAACGCUUUAAGCACCCAACUUCCCAUGCACCCUCCGUCUCUUGUGACUUUUCUCGCUGUUGAGAUUGUAGGCGCACAGUGAUAUCAAAAUGCAUUGCAUACUCCCAACAUAUACAAACAUAUACAAAAUGAAGCCGACUAUAUAUAAAAACCGGAUUCAAUCAAAUUUAGCUCGUUAGUUCGUUCGUCCGUUUGCUCUCUAUCUUUCCAUCUGUUAAGUGCCUUAGGGCCUAUAUAUAGAUAUGUAUGUCUAUAAUUUAUAAUUAUUAUGUAGUUGUGUGUGUUGUGAGUAGGCUGAAAGCUGUGUAGUAAAGCAUAUUUGUACAACCACUUGUAACUUAUUUUAAAUUGCUUAGUACACAACGACGACAACAACAACAAUCACAACAACUCUAAUAUCAUCGAAACACUUUGUACCAAUUAUCAUAUCAGUAAUUCUCAAAUUAACACAUACUUUUAUAUCAAUAUACAUAAUAUUACACUCCAUUUAACACCAAACAGAUAUGCGGACCAAAUUGUUCUCAGUUCGAUAUUAAAACGAUUUGUGAUUCGAGAACCUAUCUCUUUUUAUGACAAGAAAAGAAGAAGAAAGUAUUAUAAAAACCUUUAAUUUUGGUUACGCUAAAACAUAGAUAUCAUGUAGCUUUUAGUUUUAUAUUUAUUUGGUGCAAUUCACAGUCGGUUGAUUACUGUUGCAGACUUUUAACAAUAAUAUAAUAUAAUAUAUAUAAAUAUAUACAUAUUUAUUUAUAUUAUGUAGUGAAUGUGAAUAACCAAUCCCGUAUGUUAACGUAUACACUUACAUCAAUGUAUUCAUUUCUUUUCAAGUAUAAUAAAAUUAGCGUUAUGACUUUACUA
Drosophila grimshawi is the source of this 3994-nucleotide messenger RNA. Its product is annotated as solute carrier family 12 member 9. Lineage: Eukaryota; Metazoa; Arthropoda; Insecta; Diptera; Drosophilidae. The record is from RefSeq and is a predicted model, not a curated record. Gene Ontology annotation, cellular component: membrane. Gene Ontology annotation, biological process: potassium ion import across plasma membrane; potassium ion homeostasis; cell volume homeostasis. The transcript is spliced from 8 exons. Bases 307 to 3147 code for a protein of 946 amino acids. Gene Ontology annotation, molecular function: potassium:chloride symporter activity.